This is a messenger RNA of Stegostoma tigrinum, 7606 nucleotides long. RefSeq names its product DOMON domain-containing protein FRRS1L. The transcript is spliced from 6 exons. The record is from RefSeq and is a predicted model, not a curated record. Bases 391 to 1290 code for a protein of 299 amino acids. NCBI's taxonomy places the organism in Eukaryota, Metazoa, Chordata, Chondrichthyes, Orectolobiformes, Stegostomatidae. Gene Ontology annotation, biological process: regulation of glutamate receptor signaling pathway.
CAUUAAUGCCACCUUUACCUUUCAGUUCUGGCGGGAGUGGACCAGGGACAAGACUGCUGCAAGUUCAGAGGAAGAUAGGUCGGGGAGUGAUGAUGAUCUCCAUGGUGCAGAGGACGACAGGAUGAAAUCGGAUGCGAUACUGUGCCUUGUGUUCCAAUUCUAAUAAUCUGUGCAUCACAACCGAGAGUGCCCAGUGUUGACGAACGGAAACACUAUGGUACAGUCGGCGGGAGUUGGAUCAUGCGCAAUGGUCGGCAGCGAAGGUUACUGGUUCUAAGGAUGUCCUGGCGUGCGGCAGAUGGAUUUGCGGAUGUGCAGAGAGACCAUGGGGAUAAAUCAAAAAUAAACUAGUCAGCGGCAGUUCUCACUCCCCGGCGUAACCCCACUGCCAUGGCGGGGAUCCUCCUGCUGCUGGUGCUUGUCUGCGCGGCUUCUGCAAACCCAGCAGCUGAGGAUGGUUUAGCGGCAAGUCCGGGUGCCCGGGAACCGGAGCCGGAGAGCGGGAGGAUGGGCCUGGAGAAAAGCGGGCUGCAGCUGGAGGAAUCGAGCACUGAGCAGCACCAGGAAUCCUACAGUACCUUCGCCGCUGAAUUCUUCGAGACCCGGUACUGGGGGGAUGAAGGUUAUGCUUUCCCAUCCCCUCCUCCAGUGGAUCCUUUUGCAAAAAUUCGGGUAGAUGAUUGUGGAAAAACUAAAGGCUGCUUUAGGCUGUCCCUACUUACCGAUUGUAGGUAUGGGAAACCUGGCUGUGAUGCAGACACGUGUGAUUACUUCCUCAGUUACCGCAGGAUAGGUGCUGAUGUGGAAUUUGAACUAAGCGCUGAUACAGAUGGUUGGGUUGCAGUUGGAUUUUCAUCAGACAAACUAAUGGGAGGUGAUGAUGUAAUGGCCUGCGUGCAUGAUGACAAUGGCAGAGUUCGAAUCCAGCACUUUUACAAUGUUGGACAGUGGGCCAAAGAGAUAAAAAGAAAUCCAGCCAGGGAUGAAGAAGGCAUUUUUGAGAACAACCGAGUGACUUGCCGAUUUAAACGACCAGUUUAUGUCCCUAGAGAUGAAACCAUCAUUGAUCUUCAUUUGAGCUGGUACUACUUAUUUGCAUGGGGACCUGCCAUACAAGGUUCAAUCACUCGACAUGACAUUGACUCUCCACCAGUAUCUGAAGAUGUUGUCAGCAUCUACAAGUAUGAAGAUUUAUUUAUGCCUUCUGCAGCUUAUCAAACCUUCUCCUCUCCUUUCUGCCUGCUUUUAAUUGUUGCUCUGACAUUCUACAUACUAAUGGGGACUCCAUAACUAAGUCGAUGCACUAACAGAUUGGUUUAAAGCAUACUUGACUGUGGAGAAUUUCAGCAGGAGUGAAAUGAAUACACAAGCUCUGUUUGGAAUAAAUUUUCUGAUGGAUCACCCACUGAAAAUGUACAAUUUGACAAUAUCUGUUGGGAACUGAUCAACAAAUUGUCAAAUGAUAAAUACCUUUGGGUAGUAAGAGUUUGAGCCCUGUAAGGCAUGUUUGUAGAACAAUUGUAGAUUGACAGAACUGUACGAUGUGUUUCCUUGGUCUAGGAACAGAAUGCACUAUUUUUUUCAGUCAUUAAGUCAGCAUACGCUGCAAGUGCCAAGAAGCCAAUUCUAGAAGAGCGAAUAACAUUAUUCUGAAUGUAGGUUCCUAGCUAACAUGCAGCUUAGGUUGUUUGUUGUGCCUGUAUUUUGUAAGAUCUUUUGUUUUAUACUGUUUGUUGAAAAUUCAGUUUACCAAAUCUUGUCACUUUUAGCUGUUAAGUUUAACCAAAUCAAAAAUGAAAAGAAUGUUUGAACAAAUACAAGCAUUUCUAAAAUUCUGUGUAAAUAACUAAUCUAGAAGAUGUUCAUAUCUUAUUUAUUUACAGAGGAUUCAAAUUGUAGUGAAAUAUUAACUUCUUUCAAAACUUUUACUUUGUAUAAAGGGUAAAACAGCUAACAAAUUAUUAAUGUAAUAUAAUGCAAGAGCCAACGAAACAGUUGAAAUGUAGAAUAAGCAUUAAUGGUCAAGUAGUUCUCAACAAUUAAGUUUCUCAAGUAACUCUUUUGCUAAAGGUUUCCAAUUAUCUAAAAUAAUGUGCAACUGCAUCUCAUUAUUACCAUCCAACAGUAUUUUGAAAUCUAGAAAGAGUAUUCUACAAAAGGGACUGAGACAAAAAACUGGUGAUUAUAUUAUUAAAAUAAAUUAAUUUCUCUGUGGAUUCUAUUCAUUGUAAAUUAAGAUCUCAUUGUUUUUAUGAUAAAAAGAACAGAUUAUUCUGAAAACUCUCUCUUCCUCUUUAAUCCCACAAACAGAAAAUUGAAGGUUAUAAGUAAAUAUGACAUAUAAUGGCUGUAUCUUGAGAAAUUUUGAGAGGUGAAUUUUGGGGGAUUGAAAUGCUAAUAGAGGGGAAUAGGUGAACAUUUAAUCAUUGAUGGGAGGGUGAUUUUAGAGAAGUGGGGAAGAGGGUUUUUAUACAGUGAACAGGAAGGUGAUGGAAAGAACUGACAAAUGAGAAAGCAUUUGAAGAAUAAUAGGAUUUAUUCAAGCAAUCCCUAUAUUUAUACAUGCCAACAUUUGAUUAAAGAUUGUGCCCAUAAUGAAUUUUACAACUUAUAAACAAAAUUAAACUCUAUCCUUAAGUUCUGGUUGCCCAAACAUAAUACGCCAACAGCUAAUCAGAUGCUCUCAAUUUCCUCUGCUAGUCAAACUUCUAUUUCAUGCCAUAAUUCUAUAGUUUACAAUUGAUCAGAGGACUGUAUACCUGCAAGCUAUUUUGGUAAUUGAACAUGCUGUUAUCAAUUGUUUCCAAAUUUGAGUGGUAUUUAUAAUUCUUUUUAUUAAAUCUGUGGCUUAUUGUCUAAACAAACUAAGUUAAAAUGUGAAGAUAUUCAGUUCCUCCUUUCUUACAAAGAAACUUGUACUCCUUAUCAUCACAUCUUAUCUAUUCAAUCCCUUCUGUGUGUCUAUGUUCACAUUUUAUGCCAUUUAAACAGUUAAUAAAUAAAUCAACUAAUUUUGCCAAUUGCAGUAUUCCCACAAUGACAAAAUAUUGCUGGGUUCUGACUAAACAUUACUAUUUCAUAUUUAGAUUCCUUAGCCUCACUGAGAAGCAAAUCUAGUAAACAUAAUGUUCAACAAAAUUCCUUGAUUGACCUAAUUAACUUACUCCAAGACAACCUUCUGAAUCAUAAAUCCAUGUCAGUGGAAGUAAAGGUUAUGACAACUUUGAAUUUUAAGCAACUGCUGGUAUCCAGUCAUUCAUUGGAAAUAUAUCAAUGCUGUCAGUUGUUGCUUUUGUAAAGUUCAUUAUUCCUAUGCACACAGCCAUAUAAUAUUCAGAGGUUGCAACAGUUCAGUCACAUUGGCGUGCAUCCCAAUUAAUUGCCUACAGUAGAAACACUUACUUAAAGACAACCUAAUUUGUCUAAACAUUGCGGGUAGGAGUUAAUUAGACUGGGUCCUCGCAGGCAUAAAGUAUGUAGUGCAAGGGCUGUCCAUAAUAAACAUUGAAAAUAUAAUGCAUAUGCCUCAGCAAUGGUUCUGAAGACUGGAGAGUUUUCUGAAACACUUUUGAAACUUAGUCUCCUCAGCAGCACAGAGUGGGGGAUCAUUAUAUUCCAUACUUAAUCCUUGCAAAAUUAUAUUUGUACCACAUAUUGUACAGCACUGGAAUCUACACAGCUUCACUGGGAUGUCAUUAAGCUUUCAGAAGCUUAGACUGAAAUUAGGGUGCAGAGUCAGUAAUAUGAGUCUAUACCCUACUGCCAGAGAUAUACAAGAGAAGGUUAUCUGCUGAUUAUUCUCCUAAUGUUAAUGCUGGGACAGAAUUCUAUCUAUUCUAGACAUGUGUCAGAAGAAACAUUUCAAUUUCUAAAUCAUGGACGAGAAUGUGAAAAUUGUAUUUUCUUCAUGUUUGUGUUUUGUUCUCAAAUUGCAUGUGAUUCCUUGAUUUGUGAUCCUGUGGUUCCACGUCUUUCUGUGCACCACCUGAGACUUCCUUCUCCCACACUCAAUUAAUGGCUACACCCUUCCUCAGCAACUAGAGUGUUGAAUUAUUUGCCAGAGAUCAAAUCAAAACUGCAUAAUUUCAAAUGGCUUAUGGCCAUUUUUCAGAAUGGGAACAUGUAGCACUAGCAUCCACCUGCAUUUUUGUUAAGAAGUCAUCUCUAGAAUUCAUAAUGCUCGACCUUCCAACUGAAUGUAGAGUUGAUGUACGGUUAUCAACCUUUUUAUUUCUGAGUAACCUGAAAUACUAAUCAGCGUUCCUACCCCUCAUAGCUACAAAAUUUAGCAAUCAGCCUCCCCACUACUCCAUCUUGCCUUCAGCACUGGGUAGUAUCUCUAUAUACCUUUCUUUCACUGACCAUGAAUAACUGACAAACUAACAUGUGACUACUUAAAUUCCAAUGCAACCUUGUCUGAUUAAAACUCAUUUGAGUUUGAAGGCUGAGAUAACAAGGCAUCAGAGGAGCAGGAAAGCUGACGUUUUGGGUCUGGACCCUUCUUCAGAAACUUGAAAUGUCAGCUUUCCUGCUCCUCUGAUGCUGCUUGGCCAGCCGUGUUCAUCCAGCUCUACACCUUGUUAUCUCAGAUUCUCCAGCAUCGGCAGUUCCUACUAUCUCUGAUUUUGAAGGCUACUGUCUUUCCCUGUUAAAGUUGCAGAGAUAAAUGGAAGGGAGGGGUGCAAAAUAACAAGUGGGGAAAGAAACAGAAACACAAACAAAAGUGCCAAAUGAAUAGAAGUAAAAUGGUGUAAUAUACUAACUCUGAGAUGUACAAAAUAGAUUGGAAGCUGGCAUUGGUGAUGGUUUGCCAAAUGUGAAAGUAAUUUUGUCGGUUACGGUCCUCUCACUAGUUAUGAUCUGUCAAUCUGAGAUAUCUGCAUUCUGCGAUGUCCCGAGAAACUAGAAGUAUCUGUCCUCCUCUUUUAGCUAAAAGAGGCCUUCCUGAGGACCUCCAUUUUGAAGCCUCCAGUAGGUUUCCCCUUGUCAUAGAGUCAUACAGCAUGGAAGCAGACCCGUUGGUCUAAGAUGACUAUGCUGACCAUAAUCCCAAACUAAAGUAGUCCUGUAUGCCUGCACUUGGCCUAUAUCACUCCAUACAUUUCUUAUUCAUGUACUUAUCUAAAUGUCUUGUAUGUUAUAACCAUACCCACAACACCGCAUCCUCUGAAAGUCCAUUCCACACAUGAACUACUCUCUGUGUAAAUAAAUUGCCCCUUAUGUCUCUUUAAAAUUUUUCUCCUCCCCUUAAAAAUAUGCCGUCUGGCUUGCACCUCCCCCACCCUAGGGAAAAGACACCUGCCGUUAACCUUAUCUACACUCUUCAUGAUUUAAGAGACCUCUAUCAGGUCACUCCUCAAUCUUCUACACUCCAGUGAAAAAAAAGUCCCAGCCUCCUUAUAACUCAAACCUUCCAUUACCAGCUACAUUCUGGUAAAUCUCUUCUGAAUCCUCUCCACCUUAAUAAUAUCCUUCCUAUAACAGGCAGCCAGAAAUGGACAGGGUACUCCAGAAGAGGUCUCACCGACAUCCUGUAUAAUCUCAACAUGACAGCCCAAAUCCUAUAUUCAAAGAUCUGAGCAAUGAAGGUAAGCGUACUAAAUGCCUUCUUAAUCACCCUAAUUUAUUUAUGACACAAACUUCAAAUCUCUUUGUCAAAGGUCACCUCUCCUGUUAAGGCUGUCAGCCUGACAUUGCUGCGGGCCCUUUGUAUUGAGCAUCCCACUUCCCUCGUCCGCCUGUCUUCCUUAGUUUUAUAUUGCUGUCAAAUGUGGUUUAUUAAUUGGAUGCCCUUGAGACCAAUGUCCCACCACAGCCAUUUCCAAAUUCUUAACACUAGUUAAACCCAAUGUUGAAAAUAUAACAGAACCAGCAAAAUUCAGCUCAUCAAAUCUUACAAUACAAAAUGAAAUCAUUCAUCUCAUUGAGUUUGUGCCAACUCUUCGAAUAAGCUAUUGCAUGUUUCCCAAUAGCUCUAUAAUUUUACCAUUUCAAGCAUGUAUCCAAUUCACUUUUGAAAAUUAUUAUUGAAGCUUCCUCUAACAUCCUGUUGAACAGCGCAUUCCAAGUCCUAUUAACCUGUCAUGUUUAAAAAAUAGUUUUCACCUUCACUGUAGUUCCUUUGUCAACUAUCUUAAAACUACACCUUUUUGUUAACUACUGACUAUACUGAUUAAGACUGACUGUGAUAUGCUAACGAGAUAGUGUCCAUUAUCGCAGGUUUUGAUGCAAUUAUGAGUGAUCACAGUCUCUCGCGCAGCAUUUUGAAGCCACUAUAAGAUGUUCCUUAAAUAAAGUUAAUGUUUUCCUUCAACAUCUUUGUAAAUAGUUUUUUUAUCAGUACAAGACUAAAAGUAUUAUAACUUUGUAUAAUGGGAACAGUAAUUCUCAUUUAUUACCAGUAUUAUCAAACUCCUUUAUAGUUAGAAACACUUACAAACUCACUGUUCUCUUCUCUGAAAAAUCUCCGGUUCUCUAGCUUCCCCGUUUUCAUAAAUUUAUUUUGUACCCUCUCCAAGGGCUUGACAUCUUUUCUCAAGUGUAGUACACAUGAAUAGGCAGCACAGUGCAAGCUGAGGCCUACUGAGAAGAAAACAACAGUGAGACGGGUAUAUGAGAUAUUGGUCUGACUCGUCUCUUUCAAAAUGGAGCUCCAGUUUGACUAAUAUGCUCAUUUCCAUGACUUACUGUUUACUGUUUUAUUCCUUCUGGGUAACCAGUGAUGUAUAAGAACCAAAAACAAAAACAGAAGCUGCUGGUAAAUCUCAAAACUGAAGAAGGGUUUGUGGACCCAAAACGUUAACUCUGAUUUCUCUCCACAGAUGCUAUUAGACCUGCAGUGCUUUUCCAGCAAUAUCUGUUGAUGUUUCUGAUUUCCAGCUUCUGUAUUUCUUCUGGUUUUUACUUAGUGAUGUAUGAACGUUUAGCUCUUGUGCCUCUAUUUACAAAAAUAAUGAUAGACUUGCGUAUGAUUUUCAAACCUGUCCUGCCACUUGCAAUGGUUUGUGAAAUCCCACAUCUGUUAGUUCUUGCACUUCAGUUAAAAACCAUAAAUAAAACUGUUUCUCAUUCUUCUUUGCAGAUUUGCAUUGCAGUGUGAUUAAACAAAGUUGACUUUAGCCACUUCCUUAUAGGUGAAAUAAGGAUCGAUUAAAGUGUGCUUAUUUUCACACUUAACAUUAAGAAGAAAUUGUGACUAGUAGUAGCUUCAUAAAUGCAAACCUUUUCAAAAUUAUUCUGUCUGCCUGUUGUGAACUACUUAUGAGUGGUUUGUAUAUUUCUCCAGUUGAUGUAAUAACUGAAGCUUUAGCGUUAUGGCAAUGAGUGUCAUUUUAAUGUAUUUUAAAAUAGAAUAAAUGUAUAGCUCUGAAAAUCUGUCGAGGAGACCAAUCUAUUCUUUUGUUAUAUUUCUAUUUAAAAUUAUGCUACUAUUGCAUGGUACUGACAACUGAUUCUGGUGAAUUUGUUUAUGUCAUCCUAAGUGAUAGUCUUCAUUAUUGCAUAGUUAUUUCUAAAAAUAUGGUAUGACUGUUGAUGUACGCAGAAUUUUAAGUCCUAAUGUUAUCAAUAUGGCUUGAUACUAGCUAAUAAAAUAAAAUAAACUUGA